This is a messenger RNA of Mugil cephalus (flathead mullet), 2881 nucleotides long. RefSeq names its product ETS1-related protein. Gene Ontology annotation, biological process: regulation of transcription by RNA polymerase II; cell differentiation. The coding region runs from base 926 to 2002 and encodes 358 amino acids. The record is from RefSeq and is a predicted model, not a curated record. Gene Ontology annotation, molecular function: sequence-specific DNA binding; DNA-binding transcription factor activity, RNA polymerase II-specific. NCBI's taxonomy places the organism in Eukaryota, Metazoa, Chordata, Actinopteri, Mugiliformes, Mugilidae. Gene Ontology annotation, cellular component: nucleus. The transcript has 7 exons.
AUGGAGCUGUGUCAGACCGGGUUCUACACCGAGGACUUCAGGACUCAGGAGGUGCCGGCCGGCUUCGACUUUGCAUCUUAUGGCCUUGACAGCAGAGGCCUGCGUCAGGAUGGCGGCCUGCUGCUGCUGCCUCUCAGAUAAAGCCUCAGACAGGCUGGGUGCUCUGCCUUUUCCCUAAUCCUUUCCUCCAGACUUCCUCCUCCAACAGAUUUAGAGUCGCCCUCCCCAUCCCUCCCCAUCCCUCCCCAUCCCUCCAUCACUACUCUGUCACACUCCCUCCGCUGGCGUUUCCUCCUCGCUCUUCCUCCCCCUCCCUGCCGUGUUUCCUCCAUCCAUUGAGCUGUAAAGACCUGGGGGUCCUCACUGCUGAUCUGACACUAAACUAAUGUCUCUGACGUACGGACUCGUCCCAUCGCUUCCUCUCUUAAUGCAGAACAGAACUUUGACUGACCAGUUUAAUAUUGGACAUUUAUACAUCAGAGACGUGUUAAACGUCCUCAUUUCUGGUGCAUUCAGGUGCUAAUGAUGCUGCCACAGAUGCUGAAUGUGAUGAUUUCAUUGCUUUAUCUCUCUCUUUUUUUUUUUUUAACUUAAUCACUUCACAGCUGAACUUGUAGAGUUGCAGCAUUUGUUAGUGGUGUCCGUGAACGCACCACUUAGGCUCCAUCCAACAACAAAAGCAGAAAUCUGCAGCAUCUCCGAGCUGGUUCUGCACAGCACUCAGACUCAGGGCGUGCGAUGGCAGCAGAGGCAGAUUUCUGCAGCCUUACUGGUGCAUUCAAAGACUUCACUAAAAAUUGUUGCAGGAAAAUCAAUCAAACAUCACAUUCAACGUCUCAAGUGUCCAAAUUUCCAAAGUGUCCGAAGAGAUUUAACAAGUCUCGGUCUUUUCUGUUUCGUGCAAAUGUUCAGUCUUUGCAAGUAAAUGAGUAAAAUGUUGUGUUCAGGGUCUGUUCUGGUCUUUCUUGACGCUUGUGUCCUUCAUUCAUCCACUGACUCCAUCCGUCUGUGUCAUGUUGAACCUCCAGACUUCCCUGGUGAAGACCUGUCUUUUCUGUUAGACAGUAAAAUGCCCCCCCAGCAGCAGCAGCAGCAGCAGCAGCAGCAGCAGUACGUGGCAGACAGCAGCUACUCGGAGCCACCGAAAACCUCCCACCCUUAUGACACCAAAGUGAGCUCCAGCGACACCGCCCUCUUCAACCUGGACUCGUACCAGGAGUUCAACUGGUGGAGCUCGUACCCCCACGACGGGCCGACGGUGGACCAGACCCCCGGCUACCAGGAGCCUCUGCAGACGUACCAGAGCCUGGUGCCUCAGAGUGGCCAGUUCAGCCCGGCCGUGGAGGGCAGCCACAGCCCCUUCGUCGCCGGCCCAGCACAGAGUGAGACAGACCAGAGCUACUACGACUCAGAUGGUCAGAGGCAGCCCUCGUCCUUCUGGCCUGAAUACCCCGGCUUCACCACCCCAGCGCCUCACCCGUCCCUGGGCCCCUGCACCUCCAGCCACGGCCCUCAGUCCUCAGAGCAGUACUGCCCCCGUGUGGCCAAGCGAAAAACCGCAGCGUCCCAGAGGCCGGACAGGGAGGGCCAGAUGACGGGGAUGUCGGCUUAUCCAGGGUCUGGUCCCAUCCAGCUGUGGCAGUUUUUACUGGAGCUCCUUCUGGACUCCGCCUGUCGAACCUUCAUCUCCUGGACGGGAGACGGCUGGGAGUUCAAGAUGUCCGACCCCACAGAGGUGGCAAAGCGCUGGGGUCAGUGCAAGAACAAGCCCAAGAUGAACUACGAGAAGCUGAGUCGCGGCCUGCGCUACUACUACCACAAGAACAUCAUCCACAAGACGGCGGGGAAGCGCUACGUCUACCGCUUCGUGUGCGACAUGCAGGGCAUGCUGGGAAAGACGGCGCAGGAGGUCCUGAGCAGCCUCAACGUUUUACCGUCCAGCCCCGACUCGUGGCAGCGUCCCGUCACCGAGCACAGCAGCGAGACGUGGCCUUCGCAGUAAGAAGAGGGCGAGCAGCUCCCUCUGCAGAGUCCUGCAGCCCGGCCUGAGAGGACGGCAGCGUCCUCCCAUCAUGCAUCAGGCUCCAAAGACGGCAGGGGACUCUCACGUCCCUUUUCCACCAAUAAGAACCUGGUGCUAGUUUGGCGCUGGCGCCGGAGCCAGUUAAUUACUCCAGCCUGUUUAAAUAGGACGUAUCCAGAGCAACUGAGUGCUGUUCAUGAACAUGUUGGAGCUCAUUCAUGGUCUUGGCCUUUUUUAAACCCAAGACUCUGAAGUUAAACAGUUAAGAAUUAAGAAGUUGUUGGGUUCGUCUGAAUUUUGUGUGUUGGUUGAAUCCUGUAAUGACUUUUAUCAAUGAAACCAGAAGAAAAUGACGUAUUGCAUCAUGCAGCAUUAAUCAGCCACUACUCGUGUCCAGAGCUCUGAUUGGUUCAGAAAGCUACGUCCCAGCCGAGUGUUAAAGGGUUAACUGGUUCCAACCUGCUGCCUCCAAAGAGGGUUCAUAGCUUUCUCUGUUCCUGUUUUGGUCUGUGACCCCGCCCACUGAGGGCUCUGGCCCCUGUUUAGCCCAGUUUGGAGUAAAAACAAAGAAGCGGAGCUAAGUCAGGCUCUGACUCUGAACCAGCCCUGGAGCCUGUUUGGUGGUAAAAGGUUCUUGGCCUCAGGCCUACGGCCUUAAGGCACCACAGACGGAUACUAUGUGUCGUGUCCAAGAAGGAAGUUGUAAAUAUUGUUUAUAGGAGCCGUGUGUAGAGUUUUGUGCAUUUAUGUUAUAAUUAUUAUUAUAAUUAUUAUUAUUAUUACCACAGAACUCACGUCUACCUCUGACUCACUGUGAAGGUUUUACUGUCGUCUGUAAAUAAACCGUAUAUGAACAUG